GUCUCCCACAAUAUCAGUUCCUGUAAAGUUUUAGUGAUGCGUCCUGGUCUGAUAUAACUUGCCUGAUGUCCUUGAAAGCACAACUUAAGGAUCCAAAUGGGUAUUUGUCCAACUGGGUAUUUGGCAAUAGCACCCCAGGGUAUAUCUGCAAGUUCAGUGGCGUGACUUGUUGGCACGACAACGAGAAUAAGGUCAUGCUCAUCAGGCUUCCUGGCUAUGGUCUCGAGGGCGAGUUUCCUCGUGGUGUCAAAGAAUGCACGAGUUUAACAGCCCUGGAUCUUUCCAGAAACAACCUCUCUGGCGCUCUCCCAUCUGAUAUAUCUAUGUUGAUUGGACUUGCUACGACUCUGGACCUGUCCUACAAUGGCUUCUCUGGUGAAAUCCCCGUCAGCCUGUCCAAUAUAUCCUUCUUGAACACUCUUAUGCUUAACGAUAACCGCCUCAGGGGUAAGAUCCCACCCGAUCUAACCUUGCUUAGACGGCUCAAACAAUUCUCAGUGGCCUACAAUCUCCUCACAGGUCCAGUCCCGGAUUUCAACAGCACCAGAAUUACUCGGGAGAAUUAUGAUAAUAACCCGGGUUUGUGUGGUAAGCCUUUGGAUCCUUGUCGUGAUUCAUCCUUCGAGAUGAACAGAACAGGUUUUGCAGUUGGUGCAGCCAUCUUUGCACCUGUAGGUGCUAUAAUUGGCGGUUUCUGCUUUGGCAAGAUACCGAGAAGACCUCAAAGCAAAACCCGAACCCAUACGAGAAGGCGACCUGUUCCGUGAUUUUCCUCCCUUGAGUUUUGUAUUAUAGAGACCCUGUGUGUUGUCAUGUUGAAGUACAAUGUAAGGUAAUAAUGUCA
Messenger RNA from Tarenaya hassleriana, 844 nucleotides. Its product is annotated as probably inactive leucine-rich repeat receptor-like protein kinase At5g48380. NCBI's taxonomy places the organism in Eukaryota, Viridiplantae, Streptophyta, Magnoliopsida, Brassicales, Cleomaceae. The transcript has 2 exons. The record is from RefSeq and is a predicted model, not a curated record. Bases 66 to 767 code for a protein of 233 amino acids. Gene Ontology annotation, molecular function: protein binding.